GGAAACUCCACCGAUGGAAUGUGUAACAGGACUGAGGGUGCAUGUGCUCCUUUUUCAAAUGCGACAUUUGACAGCUUCCUAAGCUGUGCUGGGCUGAGGAGGAUCAACGACACACAGGAGCACAUCGACAGGCUCAAAGGAGUUAUGGAAGAGGCCUUUCAAUUCUACUCAGACUCCUUCAUGAGGUUGAGCAGGGAUCUGCAGCCCAUCCUGGAGCUGAUCAAUGGGCUCAGCUUCAACACCUCAAAGCCCAGGUUCCACGACGUCAAUUUCACCAGAGUGUGGUUCCAGCUCAAGCUCAGGCCACGCCUGGCCUCUGUCUCAGAAAGCCUCCUCUCCUGUCUCAGCACAAGCGACCUCACCUGCCAGACCUACCAGGCUCUUGUACAUGAAUUGGAUAUGAAUAUCCUGAGUAUGGACCCUCAACGCCAAAGGAUGGUCUACACGUCCUUCAUGCGCAGGUUUCUAGAGAGAAAUGAUACAGCAGGAUGCCUCAUCCAUGGGAACAGCAGUGAGCAGUGGCUGAUGCAGAACUUCAGAUCCUUCUCUACCUUGGUUGACUAUGAAGACUUCUUUGCACUGAACAUGAAUUUCAGUGGUCUAUCAGUCCUGGCACUGCUGAGCCCGGAACAGAAGGCUGAGUUGGUUCUUCACCCCGGAAAUGGAGGCCUGGUCAAUGGCACCAUCAGCCUGGUCUUCCAGAGUCUGCUUGGACCUCUAAUGAACAAUUAUCACCUGAAUCAGUCAAUGUACAAUUCAACCAUGAUGUCCAACAUGACUGCAGGCAAUGCCACAGGACCACAUGAACUUGAUAGAACUCUAAACAACUUCCUGUCAUUCCUGAGGCCCUUGGGUAGUUUCAUCAAGACCUUGGUGGGCAGCAUUCGAGCGAGAAAUGUGAGCUCGGAGAGACGGCAUGUUCUGGCCCAGGCAGUAGUGAACUGGAUCCUGGCAGAGCUAGCUGGACACUUCUCCCCCAACUUCACACUGACGAAUGAGACAGUCCCCAGCCAGACUCCCUCUCUCAGUAACUUCAGCAUCACCAGCCUUGAGGACUGGUUCCAGCAUGUGGUCCUCCCUGCCCUGAGACGCUUCCAGCCCAACAACCAGACUCAGAUCCCACACGACCUUACUGCUGUCUUCGACCAUGUCUUCUUAUUAAAUCCUCCAAUGGGUUCUAAUUCUUCAAUGUAUUCAAUGGUUGGUGCCAUGGAUGUCUGUCACAUUGGCAACAAUGAUGAUAUGUGCUCGGUAUCCCAUGCAGCAGAAAACCUGGCUGUGGUCCUGAGAUGUGUGCCCCAUUCUAACCUGAGCCUCACUGGAGAAAAUCUGAAACUAUUGGUCACAGAGCUAUCCAAGACACUGGAUAACUCAUUGACAGGACCACACCAAAUUAUGAAUGGCAGUUUGGGUUUGUGGCCAAACCUCACAGACUUGUUUGGCCAGCUUCCGACAGACAGCUUCAGUGCUGAGAACCUUGGUGAUGAGAACUUCAUCCGCUUCUGGUUCCUGAUCAGACUGCGGCCCCUCCUACCUUCAGUGUCAGAGGAGUACCUAUCCUGCCUCAGCACUAGAGACUUCAGCUGUCAAGCCUACCAAGCCCUUGUCAUGGGACUGAGUGAUCACAUCUCAUCAAUGGAUGAGAUGAGACAGAAACUGGUCUACACAUGCUUCAUUCACCCAUUCCUCUCAAAACACAGACAUUCAGAUAUGAUGGGAUGUCCUUCAAAUGGGAGUUUGGAUUCAAUUAAGAGAUAUUUUGGGAGAUUUUCAAUUUUCCCACCUCUACAGCACUUCUUUGAUUUGCACAGAAACUUUUCUGCACUGGAUGCCCUGCCAGCUCUCUCUCCAAAGCAGAUAGCAGAACUGCUGCUGAUGCCCCACACUCCACCUCCACAGAGAGAUGACAUUAUUAACAGAGUCUUUAACCACCUCCACAACGACACCAGACUCAGAGACUUCCUCCAUGACCUGCAGAUGCUAAUAAGAGGGGCUAACCUUGAGUGUUGCAACGUCGUUCCCUUUAAGUUUGGGUGCUCUGUGACCCCCCCAGUCAAUGAGAGCCACAUCUGUGCUGGAGUGAAUACCACUGAUGUGGAACACUGCAUGGCUGGCACGAAUAUGACCCAUAUGCUCUGCAACUUUACCAUCCAACAUUAUGCUUGCCUACCUCAGCGUACCCAGCUAAAACCAGAGCAACUCUCUGAGAUCCUGCAAUGCAAACUGUCAGGCAACAUGACCUAUCCCAAAGAAAUGUGGAAGUUGUUCUUCACCAAAAAUUCUGCAUUUCUUGACGAGGCUCUUCACAGGUUUUCAAACACGUCUUACCAGCCCAGCGGCCCAUCCAUCUCUCUGGUGCUAGAUGUACUUGGGGAGGUAGUAGUUGACCAGUUUAGUCAGCAUGACCUGAGAAGUCCAAACCACACCCGCAAGUGGUUCCUGGGGAAUCUCCAACCCUUCCUCCCACAAGCCUCCGGAGAGUUCCUGUCCUGUCUCAGCACCAAGAACUUCACCUGUGGGACCUACCAGAUUUUAGUGGAAGCUCUAGGUCAUCAACCAGCUAACCCUAAACCAGCUAACUCAGCUAUGGACAGACAAAGACAGCUUUUGAUCUACACUGAAUUCAUUGAGCCCUUCUUGAAGCGCAAUGACACUGAAGACCCCAACUGUGUCAACAACUCAACCAACAGCACUGACUGGCUUAAAAAGUACUUUGGGCCGUUUGUUGGUUUUGCCCCCCUAGAAGAACUCAAACGACUGCAUGGAAACUUCUCAGUGGUGGAUGUCCUGCCUAUGCUGAGCCCCAGGCAGCUGGCGGAGGUGGCCUCCACCCCUGGUCAGCUUAGAAACCCUGGAGAUGUCGACAUCAUACUGAUCCAUGUGCUUACAAGAGAUCUGGGCGAGUUCUUUGACAUCGUUUCUCCAGCUGUUGAGGGUCUUCACCUUCCGGUGGAUGUGCGCCAGGUGCUGCUCCAGCAGGUGUUUAACAAUGCCAACCUAUCAGAUCCCUCCAUCAAAGACCCUGAGGUGCUGGUGUGGUUGGGUCAGAGACUCCGCCCCCUGUUACCCAACUUGACAGAGGAGCAUGUGGCCCCCCUCUUCAACAUCGUCAGACACAGAGACUGCAACACCAGCCAAGAACCAGUGAAGUUGCUAAACUCGAUCCUACCAUCGCUGUCCAAUGGCACACAGGCUGCUGUCCAGCAUCAAAUCAUCAUGUCUCUCAGAGAAUCAACUCCACUACGUUGCUAUAGGAACAACAGCUUCUUCGUGUUCCUGAGACAAUCCUUCCUCAACUUUCCAUUCCCAAAGUUGACCAACUUCCUCUCCCUUAUUCCACCACAGCGGGAAUCUGAGCUGCUCAACACCAUGCAUCCCUCAGAGCUCGGUACCUUCCUCAGGAAGCCAGAGGUGGUGGACAACAAGACUAAGCUCUGCACAAUCUUCCGAAACUACAAAAAAACUCCUGAGUUCUUGGAAACCGAGACUCUUCCAGAUGAUGUGAAGCGUCCAGUCCUGCCCUGCGUCUGGCCUUUGGCUCUGACCACUGAUGACAAGGCUGAGGUUGACCGCUGGUUUGACAACAGGCUGAGGAACUACCUGAAGUUCCUCAACAGAGACCUGCUCCAGUCCUCUGACACACUCAACGCCUCCUGCUUACCCUUCAGGAGACUUGUAUCUGUACUGGGAAGCAACCUUACUUUCAACAGCUCAGCCAUAACUCAAGAUGAUGCGUACAACACCAUAAAGACCUACCUCAACACAGGAAGUUCAGCAGCACCCAAGUGUUAUAGUCCCACUGACCCAAAGCUCAACUCCACCGCCUGGUUCCUUAACUACAUUGGUGUGUUCAUCACCUUUGUGACCAUUGAAGACUUCAACACGUUUGGCUCAGAGUCAACGCUACAACUAUUUGCCGUGAACCCUGUCAACAUUGAGUUGUUCAAUUUCGCUGGAGCUCCUCAAAAUCUGACUAAACGCUAUACUGAGCUUAUCUUCCUGCAGAACUCCAACUUCCUCCCACUGCAGCUUCCACCACACUUACAAUGUUAUGUCCCAGCUUCCGCUUACUCUAAGCUCAAUGAGUCAGAGAGUGUGGUUGUCUUGGGCAACCUGAACCAAUCCUGUAAUAACGUGGACUCAGAGAUUUAUUCCGCACUGGCAUCGAAUAUCCAAAUUGUCAGUCUGGGAUCAAUCACGGCCCUGGGCCCGCAGGUCACAAGUCUGACCACUGGCCAGAUCACUACAGCCCCGCCCAGUGUGAUUUUACAAUCCUUGAGUACUCUGAGCAGUAUUUCUGGAUGGAACUUGGGACAGUCCUUGUCCAUCAUACAGAUUCUCAUCACCCAAAACUUCCAGAUAAACAAUCCCAACAUUCUAAUAAACCUGGGCUCUUUAGUGGGAGGUAUUCCUACCCAAACACUCACCGCAAUACCCGCGAAGCAGGUUCUAACAACAUCCGCCAACCCAACAUUUGUUACCAACAUGCUGACUGCUCCAAAAAUUGUGCAACAGAUCUAUGUUAAUAAGAUCAUCUCAGUUGACACGGCACCAACGCAACUGAUAGUCAAUGUCCCAGAUGAAAUGGCAACCGAAAUUCCCAGGAAUCUACUGAAUUUCCCAACAACUGGAAAUCAAACACUCAUUGCUCUGAACAUCAACAAGAAAAAAUGGAAACCUCAGCAGGCAGUGCUGUUCUUUGAUACAGUAGCAAAUGGAUUGGAUGAGCCUGAUGACCUUUCUGAGUAUGUUCUUCAAGGAUUCACUUGCUCUCGUGUCCAGACUUUCGCCAAAACAAAAAUUAAACGUUUCAUCAGAGCUUGCAGACGUAGGGUCGGUCGAAGAAAGGUGGUUCUCAAGGAGACACAGCUAACUUGCAUGUGGAACAACGUCAAAGAUGAAAGUCCUCAAGAUUUUGUCAACUAUCCAUCAGAUAUGUUGCUGUAUUACAGCUACACCAACAUACAACAGACCAACUGCAGAUCCUACUUCACUGAAACAGGAAGAGCAGACUUCUCCGUCCUGUCCAGCACGUUGGAUGGAAGAAAGGUUGAGCUACUGAACAAUGCCAAAAAGUGCCUGAACAUCCAAGGGACACAGCUCAGUCGAGAUCAUGUCGAGGUCCUGGGCAACAUGGCCUGUACUCUGGAUGAGAACUACAUUCAGAACUCUGACUUUUACAUCCUGGAGAAACUAAAGAACUGCAAUGACUUCUCAGAUAAGCAGAUUACAGCUAUGGAGAAUGUUAUCUGCAGUGGCAAGACCACAUAUGGAAACCCAAGUACAUGGAAUGUGGCCACUCUAGAGCAGCUUGACAUUCUUCCAUUGUACUUAAGAGAAAACUUCUGGAGACACAUCAGCACGCUAAAUAAAAGAAUGUUCCUGAAGAAAUUCAUGAAAAGACUGCGUACAAACAAGACAGAGAAGAGGAAACUGAACAAGCUGUUUAAAGCAUGCACCAUGUCUUUGCGAUCCAAACGAAGCACUGUAAAUGCAUGUCCAGACUCCCUUGGCAACAUUACUCAAGUGACCAUAAGUGAUGACGCGUUCCCCUUUGGGUAUGAGACCACCACGUUCAACCACUGUCUGAGCACCCAAGUAGUAAUGGACAAUCUGGCCAGCCUGACUGAGAAGAUAGAUGAUGAUGGCAUGCAACAGGUCAUUUUGGAGAAGCUACACCAGGCGUACCCCGAAGGUCUCUCAGACCAGCAGGUUCAGGUGCUUGGGUCGGUGUCUCGUGUGGCAUCCAUAGAGCAGAUCAACAAGUGGAACAUCACUACAGUGGACACACUGGCAGCACUGAUGGACAAUGACAAUGGAGAAUGGGACUCCGGCAAAGCCAAAGUUAUUGUCACCAAGUUCUUAAGUGCUGGCAAUUCGCUUGGUGCCUCUAAACUGAAUUCAAUUGGAGGGCUUAACCUAUGUGCACUGGACCCCAGUGUGUUGCAAGGCAUCAGAAAUGACAGUCUCAGAGAUGCAGAUGCUCUGGAAAUCACUAACUGUUCCUCAGCGCAUAAGAAGGCAUUAUUUGCAGUAGCUGAGAUCGCCUUCCCUAUCAACUUCGUCCAAACCCGCGCCACUGCAGAUCAGCUAACAUCCUACCAGCUCAUUCAGCCAUACCUGGGAGGUGCCAGUACCAGCUACAUCCGUAGUCUGUCUGGGCUCAAUGUUAGCAUGGAUAUCUCCACUUUUGUUGGUUUGGAUUCAACUGUCGUCCAGGAUCUUAAUGUGAGUGAAGUGUCUGGACUCCUCGGCUCCAACCUAAAUGACAUGAAAACCUUUGAGAAUAACACUGUAGUGAAGAACUGGGUCUCAAAGCAGUUACAGUCUGAGCUUGACAAGCUGGGUAUCGGUCUGACCGGAGGAAGGGUGGUACCAACGAAUGGAACAGAUUCAAACACCACCCCCAUCACACCAGCAGUGACGAUGACAACUACUGCCACCACCAUCAUCAAAACAACUUCCGGCCAGAGCAGAGGCACAUAUCCAGCUCCUCUGCUUUUCCUGUUUGGUAUCUUGUUCAUUGCAGUGCAAAUGUAGAUUCUAACAUUGCAAUAGAAGCAUUAUAAUUUAGACCAGGUUACAUAAUUAUCAUAUCACGGUCAUAAUAUUAAAUCUAUUUUUGGAAUCUAUUUUUAAAGAAGACAUUAAAGCUGACAUUAUCUUUGACAGCCAAAUGAGUGCAAUAUGCAAUAAAUAUGCCAUAUAAUAUGCAAUGUUUUAUCAACUCCAUUGCUCCAAUUGUAUUUUCUAUUGGUUAAUCAUUAAUAUUCAUAUCACUACUGUAGGUUAUUUAUCAACUAUUUAAUCUUUUUUUUUUAUAAUGAUUUUUGUUUAUUUCAUUUUGUAUAUUGGGGAUGGGAAAGAAAUACAAAUUAA
Coregonus clupeaformis (lake whitefish) is the source of this 6879-nucleotide messenger RNA. RefSeq names its product mesothelin a (gene mslna). Gene Ontology annotation, biological process: cell-matrix adhesion. Gene Ontology annotation, cellular component: cell surface. The transcript is spliced from 50 exons. NCBI's taxonomy places the organism in Eukaryota, Metazoa, Chordata, Actinopteri, Salmoniformes, Salmonidae. The record is from RefSeq and is a predicted model, not a curated record. The coding region runs from base 19 to 6540 and encodes 2173 amino acids.